Molecule: messenger RNA, 1665 nt
Organism: Otolemur garnettii (small-eared galago)
Lineage: Eukaryota; Metazoa; Chordata; Mammalia; Primates; Galagidae
Gene: EGFL6
Product: EGF like domain multiple 6
Exons: 13
Coding region: 1-1665 (554 amino acids)
Cellular component (GO): membrane
Molecular function (GO): calcium ion binding
Source: RefSeq, a predicted model, not a curated record
AUGCCCCUGCCCUGGGGCCUCGCGCUCCCGCUGCUGCUCCCCUGGGUGGCAGGUGGAUUAGGGAACGCUGCCAGUCCAAGGGAUCUUGGGUUGUUGACAUCAGCACGCCAGCCUGGGGUCUGUCACUAUGGAACCAUACUGGCCUGCUGCUACGGCUGGAGAAGGAACAGCAAAGGAGUCUGUGAAGCUGCCUGCGAACCUGGAUGCAAGUUUGGGGAAUGUGUGGGACCAAACAAAUGCAGAUGCUUUCCAGGAUACACGGGGAAAAGCUGCAGUCAAGACGUGAACGAGUGUGGAGCGAAGCCCCGGCCGUGCCCACACAGAUGUGUGAACACCCACGGCAGCUUCAAGUGCUUUUGUCUCAGUGGCCACAUGCUCAUGCCAGAUGCCACAUGUGCGGACUCUAGGACGUGUGCCAUGACAAACUGCCAGUACGGCUGUGAAGACACAGAGGAAGGGCCACGGUGUCUGUGUCCAUCCCUGGGACUCCAUUUGGCCCCAAACGGGAGAGUCUGUCUAGAUAUUGAUGAAUGCGUCUCUGGUAAAGCUGUGUGUCCCUACAAUCGAAGAUGUGUGAACACAUUUGGAAGUUACUACUGCAAAUGUCACGUUGGUUUUGAACUGCAAUAUAUCAGUGGCCGAUAUGACUGCGUAGAUAUAAACGAAUGUGCUGUGAAUACCCAUACAUGCAGCCUCCAUGCCAAUUGCCUCAAUACCCCAGGAUCCUUCAAGUGUAAAUGCAAGCAGGGAUAUAAAGGCCACGGGCUGCAGUGUUCUGCCAUUCCUGAAAAUUCCGUAAAGGAAGUCCUCAGAGCACCUGGUACCAUCAAAGACAGACUCAAGAAGCUGCUUGCUCACAAAAACAGCAUUAAAAAGAAGGUAAAAAUUAAAAAUCUCACCCCAGAACCUGCUGGGACUCCCACAUCUAAGGUUAACUUGCAGCCCUCCAACUAUGAAGAGAAUGUUUCCAGAGGGGGGAAUUCUCCUGGGGCGGAGGGGACUGACGAGCGAAUGAAAGAGGAGUUUGAGGAAGAGAAGAGCGAAGAGAAAGCCCUGAAGAACGAUGUGGAGCAGGAGCGAAGCCUUCGAGGAGAUGUGUUCUCCCCGAAGGUGAACGAAGCCAGUGAACUGGGUCUGGUUCUGGUCCAAGGAAAAGCACCACCUUCCAAGCUAGAACACAAAGCAGAUUUAAAUAUCUCAGUUGACUGCAGCUUCGAUCAUGGGCUCUGUGACUGGAAGCAGGAUAGAGAAGAUGAUUUUGACUGGAAUCCUGCUGAUCGAGAUAAUGCUGUUGGCUAUUAUAUGGCAGUUCCAGCCUGGGUAGGCCACAAGAAAGACCUUGGCCGACUGAAACUUCUCCUCCCUGACCUGCAGCCCCAAAGCAACUUCUGUUUGCUCUUUGAUUACCGGCUGGCUGGAGACAAAGUAGGGAAACUUCGAGUGUUUCUGAAAAACAGUAACGAUGCCCUGGCAUGGGAAGAGACAAGAAGUGAGGAUGAAAGAUGGAAGACAGGGAAAAUUCAGUUGUAUCAAGGAACUGAUAUGAUCAAAAGUAUCAUUUUUGAAGCUGAACGUGGCAAGGGCCAAACCGGAGAAAUUGCAGUGGACGGAGUCUUGCUCGUUUCAGGCUUAUGUCCAGAUGGCCUUUUAUCUGUGGACAAUUGA